Molecule: messenger RNA, 626 nt
Organism: Musca domestica (house fly)
Lineage: Eukaryota; Metazoa; Arthropoda; Insecta; Diptera; Muscidae
Exons: 2
Coding region: 85-564 (159 amino acids)
Source: RefSeq, a predicted model, not a curated record
UCCAUUAUGAAUAAAUUCUUAAAGAUAUAGAAAAACCUUGACACUUUCAAUUUUUAACAAACGUAGUAAAGUCAUUCGAUCAAAAUGUAUUUUUCGCAAAUUUUAAUUUCCAUUGGCGUUUCCCUACUCUUAAAUCAAUUUGCUGUGGCAUUACCCAUCCAGGAAUGUGCCGAUUGUGAGGCGAGUGUAUUUCUUCAUUUAUUCGACACCUUCGAUGAUCACAAAAGCUGUUGGGAACACACCGAAAUUCCAUUUAUUGCCAAACUUCAAAUGGUGGCCUUAGAGGAGAUGAUCACCAAUUUUGGAGUAUUGAAUGAAUCGAUUAAUGAAUUGGUGCCCGCAGAAUGUCGCACCGAGGUACAAUUAAAGGAAUGCGAUGAAACCGCAGAGCAGGAGGAACAAGAAGAGUGUCUGAUGGAGAAUCUAAAGACCUUGAUUUACAACUAUCGCGAUCAGGAACUCUGCUACGGUGAACCCUUCGAUUUUGAAAUGAAAGAGUUGUUGCGCCGGCAAAUGAUGGGCUUCUCAAGCUCGUUGUCAGAAAUUUUACCCGAGUGUAUAUAAAUUAAAUAUUCAAAAAAUUGUUUCAGGUAACUCUAAAAUAAAUAAAGAAUAUUUUUGAAAGU